UUGAAACCGAAUCGGGACAUUUUAUUUCCCCCCCUCCCCUCCUGGUUGUAGCUCCAGGGUAGCUACUGCAUCGUUAGCCGCCGUAGCCGAGAUGUAGUAACACGAGUGCCUACGAGAAUGUGACGGAGAUGCAAGAUUACGGACAUCACUUAUCGCCCCCACCUCCACCAACCCCGAGUUGUGACAUUUACUUUCGGUCACCGCGGAUUGUCUUGCGGCUGCUGCCGUUUUUGCGGCUCCUUCCUAGCCUAGCCGGAGCGGGAGGUUGAUGUUGUUGCUGGGUGAAAUUGGCCCCAAUCGCUAUUAAACUGGCUCCUGAUUGAUAGCUAGUUAGCAGCUGCCAGCCAUUGAUGCACAAGGGCUGUCUAUUAUUGGACGUGUGGCAGCUCGCUACAUCGCAAACCUUUUAAAUUAUGCAGGAGUUGUAUUAAUCGCGAACGGACCCAAACCGUGACGAUUUGUUUUCAAUGCUCCGCCAGCCGUAAUCGCAGGUGUUAUUUAAAUUAUCGAGGGGAUGCUUUUCAGGUUGGCACCCAGCAUCCUCCUUCGUAACUUUCUGUUUUGAAGCGGGAGCUGGCAGGCUUUAUUUUACAGACGUAACUGCGAGCGUUUGUAAACCAAAGCGUGGGUUUUCUGUGCUUCUGUUUUUUUUGAUUUAUUGGUUGUUUUGUUUUAUUUGUAGCUCCAGGCGCUUUUGCUUCGAUCGUGUGUACACGUAGAGCAGCGAUCAAACCCCCAGCACUGAUGGUGGUUUUUUUUGUUUUGUUUUUUUGUUUUGUGCUGUUUUUCAGCACUUUGGAAGCUAAGGGGAUAGUAAUACAAUGUGGCCACCACGCUGACGCACACAUGAGGACAGGACGCAGAGCCAAAAUGAUGUGAACGCCGUUUCUGGACAAAUUUGCAAAGUUGAAGGACGGAGAAAUUGGGCUGGGCAGCCAAGAAGGGGAGAGAAGCCGCGUCAAGAAAAAGGAGAGCUUCACCCUGACAGCGAUCCCCUUUCCCCCCCCUCCCCACCCUUCCCCACCCUCUUCCCCUCCAUCAUUCCUACAAGAGCCCCACCUGGCACGCCCCGUAAGGAUCCGCACCCCCUAAAGUCCUGAUGGAUCCGAAGGUUCAGGGGCAAACUGCGACACCACCCCCUCUCCUCUCCGCUGCGGUCACGGCGGAGCGGGAGAAGGAGGGCGGCGGUGGCAAGAAAGAGGAAGAGGACGAGAAGAAGCAAGAGAGAGAAAAAGAGGGAACUGCUGCUGGUCCCCCUGGCGCAGGUGGGCCAGGAGACCCCGGCGGCGACCAGUCCCAUUUCUCUAUCACGGAGAGCAGCCUGUCUGAGGGCAACGUCAAGCUUAAGAUCGGCCUGCAGGCGAAGCGCAUGAAGAAGCCCCCCAAGAGCUUGGAGAACUACGUGUGCCGGCCGGCCUUCAAAGCCACCGUGAGGCAUACAAGUCGCGGAGGAAGUAGCGCCCGCGGCAACCGGGCAGCGGCCGCAGGCGACGGCACAAGUGGUCGGAGCCAAAGCCCUUCAAAGAGCCAGGGGAAGGAGAGGGAUAAGAGCCCGAGUGUGAAAAAAGCACCAGCUCCAUCCUCUACGUCAGCCCCCUCUGCUAAAGCUGUUACAUCUUCUUCCUCUUCUUCUUCUUCUUCUUCUUCUUCUUCUCCUGCUGCUCCUCCUGGCAUCACUAAAACCCCGUCACCCUCCCAGCUAAAUGGGAACGCUCCGGCUAAAAAGGGUCCACCAAAGACAGACUGCAAGUCCGACUCGAAGUCGGACCCUAAAUCAGUCGCUACCACAUCUGAAAGACCCCUCAACCUUCACCGGCCGCCACCGGACAGCAAAACGCAUUCCUCUGGGAAGAAAACGCCGACUCCGCAAACCAUUUCACGGACGUCUUCGCCGUCUUCGCCGCCGGCUGGGUCAAAAGAACCGACCUUCGAAGGCAUCAAACCUCCGCAUUACACUUACGGCUCAGAAGGUCAGCGAGACAAGGACAAGGGUGUCCAGGGUUGCGGACCGCCCACCGUCACCGAGAAAUUAGCCCAGCUUAUAGCAAUCUGCCCACCGUCGAAAACCCCAAAGCCGACAAAACCCCCAAAAAGCGAUCCGAAUCCUCCGCUUCCAAGCUCCGGCUUCAUGGCUCCCACAGCCAAGCAACGAGACAGGGCUCUGGCCAACAGGAACACGUAUUCAAGGCUGAUGCACCUUUCUCCUCCGCCGCCGGUGUCGAGGCCUCCUGGCCGGCCCUACGGCUCCAGGAACAGGGAUGGCGUCUUGGAAAUUCCCCCUACCCUGACGCAGCUGAGGAAGGAGGACACAGACGGGUCUGGAAAAGCGAUCGUCGGCAACAUGACCAGCAGCAGCAACGCGAGCAAUAGCCGGAGUCGCAGCAGCAGCCCCGCGUUCACUCACAACCGUCAGCCAGCCGCGUGCAAAGACGGCGGCUGUAGCGAGAGCAGCAACAGCGGGCUAGCUAAGGCGCAGUCACGUGGCCCUCACAGCUUACCGUCUUCUCCGUCUUGCCCCGUUUCCUCAACCUCCUCCUCCUCCGUCUCAGCUGAGCAGAGGACGGCGACUGCUGUGAGUCACCUGGGCUCCCCGGCUCCCUCACAGGGACACCACGCACAGGAGUCCCCGGCCCUGGCAGAGGAGAGCGGGGCGGGCGAGAGGGGCCAGGGAGGCGACAGCCCCAGGGACGUCAAGUGCCCUCCGACAGCAGCAAUAGGAAAACCAGAGGGCAAGGAUAAGGCGGCAGGUAAUCCGUCAUUGCAUGUAGAGAGGGGGAGAAGCUCCAGUCCCAAAAUGCGCAGUCCCAACAGGGAUAGCAGCCAGCCGAGGCGAACUACCAGUCCCCCUGAGCCCGUUAGACAAAGGAUGCCGUCUGCAUCCGACCCAGAUGACGAAGAAGGCCCCCCAACGCCCCUUAGAGACGAUUCACCCGAUUCAUCCCUAGACUCGCCCGACGAGCAGGAUAGCAAACCCCUGAAGAAACGCAGGGGAAGGAAACCCCGCUGGCUAAUGAACAAAGCGCAGACCCAGCCGGCAGGUCAGGACGUCCUCUUCGGCGAGAACAAAACCUGCAUGUCUCUGUCUUCGGGUUUAGAAACUCCGUCGCCGCCGGUGAAACGACCGGUGGGCCGGCCGCCGAACCCCAAUAAGGUCAAACCGAACCCCGUGCUUCAAAGUUCGAUGUCGCAGCUGUUUCCGCCCCAGCCUAAGAAAAGGGGGCGGCCAAAGUCCAAAAUGCCAAGACUUGAUGCCCCAGCUCCGGGGAACCCCUCUUUCAAGCUGGCCUCUUCCAAGGUCUAUUCAUCGCUGCUGAAGUCCAAGGAGGAGCAGGACCCGCCCGUUCUCCACCCGGAGGUGGACCUAAACCCCCCUAAGCCCAUGCCUAGGAAACGUGGGCGUCCCAAGCGCCUUCCUCCCACCUUACCGCAGGAAGGCCAGCCUCCCACGCUGGCUCCCGAGUCAGGAGAGAUGGGGGACAAGCGGUUCUGCAGCAAAGGGAACGGGCAGCUCAUUAUGAAAACCAUCAUCGGCAAAAUCAAUAAGAUGAAGAGCAUGAAGCGGAAGCGGAUUCUGAAUCAGAUCCUGUUAGGCCCACGUACCGAAGACCCCCCCAGAAACAGCGCUGCCGGGAUGGUCAACUCCGCGGAGGCUACGACCCAGUCCUUGUCCUCCCUGGCUGCCUCCUUCGGGGGGAAACUGGGGCCGCAGAUCAACGUUAGCAAAAAGGGAACCAUAUACAUGGGUAAGAGGAGAGGGCGGAAACCAAAAUCCGUAUCCAGUCUUGCGGCCUCACCGCCAGAACCUUUCCUGUGCCCCAACACCACCUCCCCUCUGCAUCACCACUCUCAGUCGCAGCACCACCAUCUGUCCUCCUCGGAGGUGUUCCCCUCUCCCUCCCUGUCGCAGUCCAGCGGAGGCCACAGCCCCAUCAGCGACGCCAGCUUCGUGGAACCCAGCUCUGUGCACUUUCCCCACUAUUCCAGCUCCCAUCACAGCCACGGCUCGUUCUCGUUCCCUCCCCCGACCUUUUCCGUCCCCAACAAAGUCCUGGGCUCCGCCUCGUCCUCCGCCGCCACUUCCCAGAAGAAAUCCUCCUGCCGCGGCUACCCGCACCACCACCACCAUCAUUACAAGUCGCAGUUCCAUUAUCACAAGCUCUCCCCACCCAGGCCGCUCCACCCGACCUCCCCGGCCCCCCUCAGCGAGCUCAAAGAAGCCACUCCGUCGCCGGUCAGCGAGUCGCACAGCGAGGAGACGGUGCCCAGCGACAGCGGAAUAGGAACGGACAACAACAGCACGUCUGACCGCGGGGAGAAAGCCGGCGGGACGGCAGGCUUGGGUGGAAUCGCCUUGCCAGCCGCGAUGGGUGGUGGGUUAUUAAUGCCCGGCGUGAUGAGCUCAGCGAUGGCUCCAGGAAUGGGCCUCAACUCCAGAGGCAGGCGGCGACACUCGGCCGUGCUCCUGGAGCAUCCCUCACCCUCGCCGUCGCCCCACGGCGCCAGGUCCUCGCCGGAUCCCAAGCGACCUCACCCGGCGGCUCCCGCCCCGACCUUACUGGGCCACAAGGAGAAGCACAAGCACAAGUGCAAGCGGCGCAGCCACGGGUGCCCCGGCUACGACAAGAUGAAGAGGCAGAAGAGGAAACGAAAGAAGAAGUAUCUGCAGCUGCGCUCCCGGCGGCUCGACCCGGACUUUCUCGCCGAGCUGGACGAGAUCGUGGUGAUGCUGAGCGAGAUCCGGAUCUCGCACCGCUCCACGGGGCACCGCCUGGGCAGCGGGAUCGGCAUGGCGGCGGGGACGAGUCGGAUGCCGGGGCUGGGGGGCAGGGCCGCCGGUGGCAUCGGGGGCCCGAGCGGACCCCCUCCUCAUCAUUAUGUUCACAGGGACCUCCUUCCCACAAUCUUCAGGGUAAACUUUGGCAGGUUCUACUCUCACCCCGCGUACUCCUGCGACCCUUUGCACUAUGUCCGCAAACCGGACAUGAAGAAGAAGCGCGGACGGCCCCCGAAGCUAAGAGAAUCCAUGUCCGAGGUCCCUUUUGUCCCCGGGCUCGGCUUCCCUCUCUCCAGUGGAGGUUUCUACCACCCUUCCUACGGUGUCCCGUACUCAUCGGGGCCCCUGGGGUUGGGCUAUUACAGAGGCUUCCCUCCAGCGAGCGCCCUAUACCCUCACCCGCAUCACCAGUCGCCCCACGCAGCUCCGUCGCACCACUCCCACCACUCGCCGUCGUUCCCUCCCCCUCCGCCCGCGUCCUACAUGCACCAUCACCACCCGUCUCAUCUCCUCCUCAACCCCUCCAAGUUUCACAAGAAAAAACACAAGCUGCUCAGGCAGGAGUUCCUGGGCGGAGGGAGGCCCCCCGUCCUGUUCCCACCCAUGUCCUCCGAGCUGUCCUUCAACUGGCACCACAAACACAAGCACAGGCACAAGCACAGGGAGCGGUGCGCCGAGGAAGACCGCGAGGAAGCCGCGAGGAGCGGCUCGGCGAGCCGGGUCGGCGCGGGGAUCUCUGACAAAGGAGCUGCCGGUAAAGGGGAGCGGGUCAGAGGUCUGGGGAUGACGGAGUCGUUGCAACGGUGCAGGUUUGGAAGAGACGCCGCAGGCACCACCACGAGUAAACAAGCCUCCGCCGCCUCCGCCAACUCCCCUUCCUCCUCCUCGUCUUCAUCUGCAGAGAGGUACAAACGCAAAGAGGGCUCCAUGUCCUGUCUCGGACCCUCUAGGCUCACGCUGGACGGCGGCUCCAAAGGCCACCAUCCGGUCGCGUCCUGGUUCAGGAUGGGCAGCUCGGACGUAGACUACUCCAAGCUCUCGCGGAGUCAGAUGGCCGCCGGCCACGGCCCGUUCUCGGACAGCCGGGCGAGAGGCUGCUCAGACAGCGAGGACGAGGAGCCGCUCAGUCCCGCAGAGGAGGUGGAAGCUCACGAUUCUCCUAAUCUGACAAAUCUGUUCGCCUCGGCUCUGACGCGGACGUCUCUGAAGGGGGGAAGGAGCCGAAAGAGCGAGGCGGUUACGGAAAGCCCCAGCUUCAGUCACCUGGAUCGGCCAAUGAGGAAGGACCGCUCCACGUCAACUGAGAGGAGAGAAUUAGGACCAUCGGUUCUCCAGCCAAGAGGUGUUUCCCUCUCGGCUUCCGAAGGGCCCGAAGGAUCCCUGCACGGCCGGCAGCAGCACCAUCACCAGUCCUCUCUGUUUCACUCCCACGUCUCUCCCGGCCCUUCCUGCCUGUCUCCCUCCCGGGAUUUCUGCCUGGAUGCCUCCCUGGCCCACCGCUCCCAUCGGGCGCAGGCGUCCAAGCACAGCCUGCAUCACGUCAACAAAAUCCUGCGUGCCAAGAAGCUGCAGAGGCAGGCGCGGACGGGAAACAACGUGGUGAAGAAGAGGGGCCCGGGACGUCCCAGGAAGUACCCGCUGCCCUCCCCGCCUCCCUCCCCGCCUCACCAGGUGGAGCUGAAUCAAACCGUUCACAGGGACAACGGAGGAGAGCGGCUAGCCGGUAGGAGAGGGUGGGAGGGGGAUACUGUUACAGACGCUAUCGAGUCCGUAGUCCAGGGUCAGCGUAGAAAAGGUCAGAAGAGGGCGCAUGUGGAGGCAGAGGAGGAGGAUGAAGAAGAGGAGGAAGAGCUGGUCGAAGACGACCAGGAGGCGGAGGAAAUCGAGGAACACCUGCCUGACGGGGAGGAGAACCAGACGAACCUGCUGCCGCGAUCCAGAACCGGGGCAGGAACAAGCUGGCCUGCAGAGGAGGAGCAUCAACACCAGCACAUCCAGGGUUCCGCAGAAAGCAAGCCAGCUGCUCAGUGCUCCCCAGAACGCCCCGGCGCCGUCUCCAAGGAACAGGCCGCUCCCAUCAGCAGCCAGCGGGAGAAGAAAGCGGCCAGACUCCCAAAGAAGAAGUUCCAGAAAGCAGGACUUUAUUCUGACGUGUACAAGACUGAGGACCCUCGCAGCCAGCUUCUGCAGCUAAAAAAAGAGAAGCUGGAAUACAUACCAGGGGAGCAUGAAUAUGGACUGUUUCCUGCUCCAAUACAUGUUGGGAAGUACCUGAGACAGAAGAGGAUUGAUUUCCAGUUGCCUUACGACAUCUUAUGGUUGUGGAAACAUGAUCAGCUUUACAAAAGGCCCGAUGUCCCUCUUUACAAGAAGAUCAGAUCAAACGUGUACGUAGACGUGAAGCCUCUCUACGGGUACGAGACAACUACGUGCAACUGCAGACCUCCUGGGGCUUCAGCGGAGAAAGGGUGCCUGGAUGAUUGCUUGAAUAGGAUGAGCUUUGCCGAGUGCUCCCCCAGUGCCUGUCCUUGCGGCGAUCAGUGCGACAACCAGCACAUCCAGAGACACGAGUGGGUCCAGUCUCUGGAGCGGUUCCGUGCCGAGGGUAAGGGCUGGGGAAUCCGCACCAAGCAGCCUCUCCGCGCCGGUCAGUUCAUCAUCGAAUACCUGGGAGAGGUGGUCAGCGAGCAGGAGUUCAGGAACCGGAUGAUGGAGCAGUACCACAACGGCCACUACUGCUUGAACCUUGACAGUGGGAUGGUGAUUGACAGCUUCCACAUGGGCAACGAGGCGCGCUUCAUAAACCACAGCUGUGAGCCCAACUGUGAGAUGCAGAAGUGGUCAGUGAACGGGGUGUACAGAAUCGGUCUCUUCGCUCUCAAGGACAUCCACAGCGGCACUGAACUCACCUACGACUACAACUUCCAUUCCUUCAACACAGAGGAGCAGCAAGUUUGCAAGUGUGGCUCGGAGAGCUGCCGCGGCAUCAUCGGAGGGAAGAGUCAGCGCAUCAACGGCCUCCCCGGAAAAACGGGAGGCGCUCGGAGGUUGGGUCGGCUAAAGGAGAAAAGGAAGUCAAAGCACCAGCUCAAAAAGAGAGAGGAAGAGUCCAGCGACAGCAACAAGUUUUAUCCACAUCUCAUGAAGCCCAUGUCUAACAGAGAAAGAAACUUUGUGGUGAAGCACAGAGUUUUUCUCCUGCGAAACUGGGAGAAGAUGAGGGAGAAGCAGGAGCUGCAGAAGCGGGAGGGGGAAAGGGAGAGGGACGCCGGCAGCCUCUCCAUGUACGCUCGCUGGGGAGGAGUGAUCCGCGAUGACGGCAACAUCAAGUCAGACGUGUUCCUGACCCAGUUCUCAGCCCUGCAGACGUCGCGGUCGGUACGGACGAGGAGACUCGCCGCUGCUGAAGAAAACACAGAAGUGACCCGCACCGCGCGUCUGGCACACAUCUUCAAGGAGAUCUGCGACAUGAUCACCAGCUACAAAGACUCGUCGGGACAAAUACUCGCUGCUCCGCUGGUGAACCUCCCAUCCAGGAAGAGGAACAGUCAGUACUAUGAGAAAGUGUCCGACCCUCUGGACCUGAGCACCAUCGAGAAGCAGAUCCUCACCGGCCAUUAUAAGACCGUGGAGGCAUUCGAUACAGAUAUGCUCAAAGUGUUUCGCAACGCUGAGAAAUACUACGGCAGAAAGUCGUCAGUGGGCAGGGACGUGUGCCGGCUGAGGAAGGCCUACUACAGCGCCCGCAACGAGGCUGCCGUCCAGAUCGACGAGAUCGUGGGCGAGACGGCCAGCGAGGCCGACAGCUCGGAGUCGCUGGAGCGCGACCACGUCCACCACCACCACCACGGCGGCGGAGGGGGGUCCGGCUCGCACGACAAGGACGACGACGUCAUCCGUUGCAUCUGCGGCAUGUACAAAGACGAAGGAGUGAUGAUCCAGUGUGAAAAGUGCAUGGUUUGGCAGCAUUGCGACUGUAUGCGCCUUGAGACUGAAGUGGAGCACUACCUGUGUGAGCAGUGUGACCCUCGGCCUGUAGACAGGGAGGUUCCCAUGAUACCCCAGCCCAGCUACGCACAGGCUGGCUCCAUCUACUACAUAUGCCUCCUUAGAGAUGACCUGCUGUUACACCAAGGCGACUGCGUGUACCUGAUGAGAGACAGCCGGCGCAGCCCCGAAGGUCAGCCCGUGCGGCAGUCCUACCGCGUCCUCUCCCACAUCAACCGGGACAAGCUCGACAUCUUCCGCAUCGAGAAGCUGUGGAAGAACGAGAAGGGCGAGCGCUUCGCCUUUGGGCAUCACUACUUCCGGCCCCACGAGACGCAUCACUCCCCGUCGCGGCGUUUCUACCAGAACGAGUUGUUCCGCAUGCCGCUGUAUGAGAUCAUCCCCCUGGAGGCGGUGGUGGGAACGUGCUGCGUCCUCGAUCUCUACACUUACUGCAAAGGAAGGCCCAAAGGCGUGAAGGAGCACGACGUGUACAUCUGCGAUUACCGCCUGGACAAAUCGGCCCACCUGUUCUACAAGAUCCACCGGAACCGCUACCCAGUCUGCACCAAGCCGUACGCCUUCAACCACUUCCCCAAGCGGCUCACGCCUAAAAGAGACUUCUCGCCCCAUUACGUUCCUGACAACUAUAAGAGGAACGGAGGCCGGUCUGCCUGGAAAAGCGAACAGUCCAAAGAGGCCGCUGGCUGCGAGGACGACGCCUCCUCCUGCGAUCGGGGCGAGGAGUUCCCACACGGGGCGGAGGACGGACGGUCGCUGGAGGACGACGUCGACGCGGCGCACGAGGGUCCCGAAAUUCUGCCAGUCAAGCCCACGCAGAAGGAAAGGGCGAGGGCAGGAGACGAGGACGAAGAGGAGGAGGAGGAGGAGGAAGAGGGGGAGGAGGACGGGCUGGAGGCCGGGGUGCGGAAGGAGCUGGGGGAAAGUGCCGAAGACAGGAUGGGAGAGAUGCUGGAGCUCCCGCUGUCUCCGUCCUCCUCGCCGCUCCAUCACCCGGCGCUGACCCGCAGGGAGGCCCAGAGGGAGCGGCUCAACAAGAUCCUGCUGGACCUGCUGCACAGAGCGCCCAGCAAGAACGGUGAGGGAGCGGGAACGAAGCAGGGGGCUAUCGAUGUCACCUAUCUCCUCGAGGAGGGAGCAGGACGGCGGUUACGGCGAAGGACGCUUGGCUUCGGAGACUUUGUUGGCAGGAAACAGUGUUUUUGACGUGCCUGGUAUAUGCACACUGCCUUUUGCUGCUGUGGAAAGAGAGGCAGGAAACUGAGAGACAGUUAAAAAGAAAAGAAAAGGGAAUGAAGCAUUGCUGCCUGUCCUACCUUAACGGAUCACAACGCAUCCAAGGAGAGGGGGUUGCAUCUUCAAAGUUUACCUCUUCCAAGACAGUCAUCUCAGCUCGUGAGAAGGUGGAAGUCGUACCGAAGUUCUUCCUCGGAGGAAGUCCCACCUUGAAACUGAGACAGCUGGCUCUUCUUAUUUAAGUACAUCAUGCAAAACUUCUUUUUUUUUUUUUUUUUUUCGUUUUUCUUUUUUAUUGAACAUAGGAGAAAUAACCCAUGCACUUAAAUGAAUGGAUCAUUGGAAAACCAUGGGUAGAUGACUAUUGCUUGCAGCCAUUGGAAAAUGGAACGGUUGGUACUGAACAGGGAUGGACAGAGGGGGCGGAAGGGCGUUUCUCAUCAAUUUCCUUGUGAAUCCUGAAUUAUUGUUCUUCGUACUGGGUUCUUGCUGCAACGAUGAAGUGUGAGAGACGAGAGGAAGCUGGCAUACAGGAGAAAAUGUCAAGCUGAGCGCCGUGCUCUGAUGCUGCGAGUCAGAAAGACGGGGGGAGGCAAGGGGCGGAGACUGGCACUUUUGGUACCUUGGAUAUUGUGAAGCUCUGUGUGAUGUAUCCACGAUGAAAAUACACUAACACUCUCACAGUAUUGGCCGCAGUCUGACAAAAGCAAGUUAAGAACGUAUUUUUUUAUUUUUUUUCCUGUUUUACCCCUAAGUAGCUCGUUUAGAAACAGAAACAGGCCCGUGGAGCGGUUUUGAGUUUGCGCUUAUGUCAAAGUGUCUAGUUAUUAUUAUUUUUUAACUUAGCCGUGAGGCAGUCAGCUUAGCACCCCCUCUUUUUUUUUUUUUUUUUUUUUGUAGAAGCAACACGAUUUCACCAGCUUAAAUAAAUCAGGCAGCGACGGGAGGAGGAUGGAGGGCGCCGGCUUUAACUGUAACGCCUUACACAGCCGCUGCCAUCUCCCGCUGCCUUUGCGUGCGAGUGCGUGCGUGUGCGUGUGUGUCUGCCAGAUUUUGUGAAAAUAUACCUUUUUAGAAAAAAAACUUCAAAAAAAAAAUAAUGUAAGGGCUCUAUGGCAAUUAACAGUUUUGAGAAAACAAUACUUAACAUGAAAUGUAUCGUGAUGGUCAUAUUUUCUUAUGUUCUUUGAGAUGGGCGGGGCAGCGUAUACUGUAAAUUUGGAGCAGGGAGUGACUUGCGAUCCUUUUUUUUUUGUCUUCAGAUUGAUUGCCAUGGAGAAUGUUUGUUUAAAAAAAAAAAAAAAAAAGAGAGAGAGAGAGAGAUUUCCAUUUUCCUUGCAAUGUCCCGGUGCGGUAAACUGAGAGAAGUGAUGAGAACGAGAAGGAGGGAGAGAUCGGGAAGCUGUACAGUGCCAAGUUCUGUAAAUAGUCACACUUUACAUUAAGAAGUGUCUCCAAAAGCAAUAUCUUGAAAAUUGAUUUUGUUUAUUAUUGUACUGUACAGGACUCAGCCCUAAAUGUAUUAUUAUUAUUAUUAUAAUAUUAUUAUUAUUAUUAUUAUUAUUAUUAUUAUUUCUUUGGUAUGUAUUACUAUAAUGAAGACACUUAAGCUCUGAGGAAGAUGUUUUUUUUUUUUUUUGUAAUUUCCAGAAAUUCUCACCAUAACAGUCCUGAUGACAUGAAAUUUAAGCUGAGUUGUUUGUUUGCCUAUAAAUUAAGUCCACCUGUAAAGUGCAUGAGCAAGAAGAAUGUCAGAAGGUUUUGGGACGCGACAGUGGCUCUGCAACGACACCUUUCGUCACUGAAUUUUGUUAAUAAUAUAACUUUUUUAAGGAGGAAUCUGCUCCUUGUUUUUUUGCUGCAAAGUGUUGAACACUAAAAAAACAAACCAACAUAAAAAUGUUAAGAUAUUUUUAAACGCUGACAGAAAACGGAAGUAAAGCUGUCAAACGAUAUCAUGCUAUUAUAAAUAUAUAUAUAUACAUACAUAUAUAUAUAAAUAUAUUUUUUGUUUUUCUUUCAAAUAGGAAAACGGUUCCGUUUUGUGAUAGCGGUCAUUGUAUGAUGCUUGUACUUGUAUUUGUGUGUUUUGUGUGAUCCGUUUAGUUAUUUUUAGACAAUCACAAAAUAAGAUGCAAGCAUUGUAAAUGGCAGACUGACGGACAUUUUGUGAUGUGUACAGUUUGUCAAAACAACAACAACAAAAAAAGAAAAAAAAAAAAGAAAACUUCUUCCACUCGUUAAAGGUUUGUAAUUACGAUUCUUAAGUCAUGGAAAAAAAAUGCUGUUGGUUUUUACUUUUUGUUUUAUAUUUGUUUUGUUUUUUUUGUUUGUUUUUUUAAUAAAAAGCACUACAUUAUUGUGAAUACA
Molecule: messenger RNA, 12388 nt
Organism: Fundulus heteroclitus (mummichog)
Lineage: Eukaryota; Metazoa; Chordata; Actinopteri; Cyprinodontiformes; Fundulidae
Gene: ash1l
Product: ash1 (absent, small, or homeotic)-like (Drosophila)
Exons: 26
Coding region: 1100-9988 (2962 amino acids)
Cellular component (GO): nucleus
Molecular function (GO): histone methyltransferase activity; chromatin binding; protein binding
Source: RefSeq, a predicted model, not a curated record